CCCUUCUAUCAAUUAGGUUUUCGCCUUUCAUCACUUCCGUGUAGAUAAUAACCCUUUUGCCGCUUUUCCUCCUGGUCGGUUUCCUGCUUCUUUUUUACUUCCUGUUCUUUUCUUUCCCUUUCCUUUUGAAUUUUGCUCUCUAGACUUUGGUGUCUGAAGCGCGGCAACGCUUUUGCAAAAAGAUAUAUAUUUCGGCAACGAUUGCGGGUUCGAUUUUGUUUCGAGAGCCGCCUGGGAGGAUUAUCCAUUGGGAUUUUUACUUUGUUUGGAGGAAGAUACAAGUACAAACCGGCAGUUUUUAUCGAUUGUCGACAUAUUCUAUCAUCCAUCAUUUCAUCGACAGUUUUACCCGGCCCGAGGAUAUCCCCUCGAUAUAUUGUCUAUAGCAAACCAAGUUGGAAUCAAAGAGACGGAGGAGAAGAACAAGGAGGAGGAAAAGAGAGGGGAAAGCUGGCGGAAGCUUGGGCCAAACUCAUCUCAAAUCAAGCCCUUUCGAAUAAGGCUCCAUCUCGGAUCGAUAGCCUUACUUUUCAUUGCAUCUCGGGGAAAGACAGCAAUUGCUUUCCAUCUAGCUCGGGCGGUGUUGGUUCCUUACUUUGCUUUCCCUGCCCUAUUUUUUUUUUUUUCGCCCUCUCGUUGGGGGUCCCUCUGGUCCGAGCUCUUUUGUACUCGUUGUCUGUCUGCGGCGUUGUACUUCCCAGCGUCAAGAUUUGAAAAGGUUGGAUUUGCUGCAGCUCUUCUACUUAUUUUUGGCUAGACCAUAUAUAUUCUUGAUUUCCCGGGGGGGGAGAUUUCCGUCGUAGAGAAAGUCAUUCUCGCUUCAUUUGGAGUGUGUGGGUCAUUACCGAGUUUUUAGAGAAAGUAAACCCUCCAAAACUGACAAGCUUCUUGAGAGAGACAGAAAGCUUUUUUUAUUUAUAUUUUCGCCACAUAGUGCGUCUAGCCGACAAGACAAAAGGUAUGUGGGGAAACAUUUAAUUGUUUAUUCUGGUUUGCAUUUUUGUAUUUUAUUUUUGCAUUAUAUUUCGCCUUGCUUAGACACACCUUCUCUUUCUGUGGUCAUUAUAACUACCGAUCAUGAUUGCUGACAGGCCGCGUUACAUUUUUUUAUUUCUCACAGCUUGAAGCUCUACAGUCGGCGUUGAUCAUGGCAAGGCAGUGAUUCAAUUUAUCCUAUCCUAGUUCCCACAAAUCCUAGCAGAACCAGGAUUCAAUAAUGGCAUAUCGGGACCAGCAGCAACGGGCCCCCCACCACUUACCACCCCACACCACUUCCCAAUUAUCACUACCCAAGCUUCGCCUCAAACCUUCCUCCUCGAAGCUUCGUAGUGAGCAAUCCUCAUCACCUCAGCCGUCGGCUCCUACUUCUAGGAGGCUGCUCCACGAGCACACCUUUGCUUCAUCAAGGAGGGCGGAAUCCCCAGUACUAUCACAUCCAAGGAAGAGUAGUCUGCCGAAGCCUAUGUCUGUUAUUAGCUCUCCGACAAUGACACCCGUUACUACUUUGAAACCGAGGACCAGUCCGCCCUCUAGAAGCAACACCGGCUUCGGAGGGUCGGCUGUAUCUUAUGCUAUAGCUUCGCCGGAGAAACGACCGCGAACACUAAUACGCAGAAAACCCUCGGCUUCCUCAGCUGCCUCGUUCUCAUUGACAAGUCUACGAACAGGCUCGACGACCUCGUUCAACGCAUCUACCGCCUCGAUUACCUCCUCGUCUUCACUUGUCGGUGGGUCGAGGAAUGCCUCUCAGAGUUCAAUAUUGGGAAUACCCUUACCGCCUACCUCCACUGUGGGGAAACCACGAGCGAAAAGUUCGUCAUCGACCCAGGGCGAGGCUCCCCGGCCACGGACACGAGAGCUACAUGUUCCUGCCCCAAUAAACGUCUACGAUAGUGGAGCUAGCAGUAGCCCUUCAACGAGGUGUACUGAGUCACCAGGAGGGUAUAGUUACUCAUCCACCCCCUCAUCAAUAUCCUCUCACUCUCCCGGCUUCCCGCCGGCGCAUCACAGAUUCCGUAAUCCCACACCACCGGUGAGGAACAAUCUUGAUUCGGUUCGCGAGUCGACCACAUCCACGUCGUCCGGGUCUACCAUCCGACCGGAACACCGUGACAUCGAUUCCGACUCGGAGGACGGGGGUGUGAGGACUGAGCAGCGGAGCAUUGGGACAAUGAGCCCUCCACCUGCGGUUGAAGAGACGUACUUUCCGCAGUUGGGUUCCGCUUCCGUACCUAAUACACCAUUUUACCAACCACCCCGUGGAUCACCUAGGCUUGUGCCACAGGCGGCGCCUUCGCCUCUGCUCCUGCCUGCUACACACUCAAAAACUCCUUCUCCUGCCUUGGGUGUUAGGGGACGGAAAGAUAGCACUUCGUCCAUUUCUUCAAGAUUAGGUACCCCAGAUUUAGGAAACAUGGCACGUGGUCUCGGGGUCUCAAUACCACCGCAGGCGCCAUCAACCAGACUAGCAAAAGGACGGAGCAAGUCCCUUAGCAGCACUGCUGCUUUCUCAUUACCUAUCAGAGCGGGUCGAAAGGAGACUGCUACUCCCCCAUUACCAUCACCCGGAUACCCACAUCCCAGGAAGAAUAGUAAUCCUAUUGCUAGAGGUCCUACACCACAACCACGAGAUCCUAUAACCAUUCAAAGCAGUUUGCACCAUAAUAGCCCUGCAUUUUUAUUAGCAAGUAACAUUUCUGCCAUGGCUAAGAGAGGUGAGAGUAAGGAUAGGUCUGGGCGGGAAAAGUCGCCGACAAGGUCCAGCCCUGGAAAGUCGCGACCGAGUUUCUUUUCCCGAGGAAGGACAAAGACAUCGGGAUCGAUUGACGAGAAGGAGAGGGGGAGGGAGAGGGAGAGGGAGAGGGAGAGGGAGAGGGAGAGGGAGAGGGAGAGGGAGAGGGAAAGGGAGAGGGAGAGGGAAAAGGAGAAAGAAAAGGAAAGAGAGAGAAAGGUGGAGAAGGAGAAGAGGAAGGGCCCUGUCGCGGGUACUGGACACGAAGGGUAUGCGGCGUUUGGGAAACAGAUUACUAGUAGAGGUAGAAGUGGUUCCACUGGUGGCAGCAGUAUUGGGAGCUAUGUGAAGAAUGGCAGUUCUACUGGAGGUGGAUCGCUUGGCAGAACAGCGGGUAGUAGGCGAGGUAGCUCGAGUGGUGAGCCGGAUGACUACCUACUUGACAGGCUAAAGCCGGUUGUUAUUGUUGGGGGCGGAGCAGUCGUUGAGAACAGAAAUACUGGUGAAUCAAUGAUCAGGACCGGAAGUACCGAUAGCAACAAGGAGAAGACGAGCUUAGAGAUUGGGAAGCAAGGCCCCAGUCCCGUUUACAUGUCAAGGGAAGGAAGUUCGGAUAGCAUGUUCAAGAUUCCCGGGAGGAAUACUACUCCAAAGUUACCGCCUUCGCCGGGCCCUGAGGCCCUUCCGCGGAAAUCGGGACGAUGGGGUUUCUUUCGGUCUGGCAGUGCAUCUAGUUCACGGGGGAACGCGACUCCAUCACCGGUGCCGACUCCUGCCCCACCGAUUACUCCGAUCCCGGCCGCUGCGUCGGGAGCGAUACCAACUGCUACUACGCGAAAAGCGAUACAUUCCAACAGACGCCAACCGCACUAUGCGAUUCUCGACCAAGAGCAAUUGCAAGAAGCUGCACAAUUGGCAGAGCAUUUUCGAGAGCUCCGACGAGAGCACGUGCAACCGACAAAUAAUUAUGCAAAUGCGAUCAGGCACCAGGGCGGUAUCCACGAGCCACCAACCGUUUCUCAGCAAGUCACUCCUUUGCCGAUUUCUCAUCCUACGGCUGCCGUGCUACCUCUGCCUCCUUUACCUACUCCCGCACCCCCUCCACCAACACUGCUGCCCCCACCACCUAUUUCGUCACCACCACCAUUAUCGAGGUCCGCUCCCCCAAGCGCAGCAGAGCAAGUACGCAAGGAAGUGCGUGCAGCAAGGGCAAACGAACGGGAAUAUAUUCAGCGACUCCAGCAGGUUGGCCGGAUCCCACCAGUUACAAGAACGAGAGCACCUAGCUUUCCCCAAAAUGUGCCGGCCUCACCACUCGCCCAUCCGAAGACUGUUCCUGUUGCUCCUCCACAAGCCCCUCCGCAAGCACUUCCUCACGCCCCGCUAAGGGCAAAGCCAAUGCAUAAGUUACCCCCAAUCAAGACGCAGAUUCUCCGCGCUGAAGUUGAAGCCAACACCGCACCACCGAGAAUGGAUCGUCCAUUCGAGGAUGACUUCCGCAGAGCGAACGAGGGCUUCCAAGUCCCUUGGGGUUCGUAUGGGCUCACCCCUACCACUGCGAUCCGCCCACCCAGGACCUCCUGCCAGAUUGACCCUCAUGAUGUCCGUGGUGCACGGGCGGCUGAAAUGGUAGUUGAGAUUUCCCACGAUACCCUGACUGCUGAUCAAAGAGGUACAGAAUGGCCUAUCAGAGAGGAUUUUGCUGCUUCGAUCCCUGCAAUUGCAGGGCCGGUGCCGGAGCCGAUGCCAGAGCCAGUCGAAGAAGAGGAAGACAUCUGGCCAGAGUACAACGACCUCAUUGAUACAGGGCUAUUUGGCGUGGCUACAACCGCUGAGUCAGAAAUGGAAGAGGAACAACCUGGCACAAAAUCAGCGACAUCAUCACUCGGCUCGCCCUUCCGCUAUGAAGACCUUUGCAGCGCAUUCCCGGACCUCCGAGAUGAUGACGAAGGAGUGAAACUUAACGAGGAAGAAGAAGUUGAUAACAAGGGAGAACCUAAAGUCAAUGACUCGCCAACCCUUCGGAAUGCUCCCCCCACACUCGUCCUGCCCUCGCCUUUGCCUAUCGUUACCAACCAGCCGUUCACACCGCCGGCUUACAAGAUUCUUACUCCUGGUACGCCGUUUUCCGUCACUUCGUUUAUCAGGUCUUACGGAGAUGACCGUGACCGGGAUUCUCGGGGGGCAAUGAGCAGCAUGCAAAGUAGACAUAGUGCUCACCUGGAAUCGUCUCCACCACCGAAUAUGAGUCUCCCAUCUACUUCACCCCGCCGACGAUCACAUAGAUCCCGGGGUUCUGGUGGGUCCUCCGAUUCACAUGGGUCUGCCGACUCGACUGGGUCGAUCGACCUCGAUGCAUCUCAAGAUGAGAUGGCUGUGCGACUUUGGGCGCUGAAGGCUAGUCGCUGGUUGUCUACUGAUAGAGUCCUUGUCAGUCCCGCACACGAGAUGAUGACGAAGAUUACGACGGCAGUUAGUCCUCGCGCCAGUGGCGGUGGUAGGGUUCUUGUUAUUGAUGGUCUCGGCACGGAUGACUGGUCCUUCUACUGCGCCCUUUCAUACCCCUCUGCGAAAAUCUACAACCUCUCUCCUUCCCUCUCCUCAAACCCACAAACCACCAACACCCCGCCAUCCCCCUCUAGACCUCAAAACCAUCAACAAAUCCACCACGAAGACCUUUCCUCCUCCUUCCCCUUCCCAAAAGGCUUCUUUAACGUGAUAUCCUUCCGCUUCCUCCCUAGCUCCUCAGACUCCAACCUCUCCUUCAUCCUCUCCGAGUGCCGGCGCGUGCUCGAGCCAGGCGGUUACCUGGAAGCAACAGUCCUGGAUGUAGACCUCCUCGGCAAAGUCGGGCCAAAAGCGCGCAAAGCCGUGGACCUGGCCAAGACAAUCAUGCACCGCGAGAACUGCACCUCUUCCAACUCUACCUCCAUGCAGUCGGAGAAAGUACUCAGACUGCUAUCCAAGCGCGGCUUCGAAAGCCCGCACAAGUGUUUUGUCGGCUUACCGGUGGUAUCUAACGUCCCCAUCACCGGUGGUGACGAGGUCAAUAGCGCGGUACUUGCAAAGGUCGGUCGGUGGUGGUAUACUAGAUGCUAUGAGCGGGUGAUUACGAGUCAGGGCGAGGCUAUGAGAAGGAGUAUGUGGAAUGAGCGUGGGUUGUUGAGGGAGUGCGGGGAGAGGAAGACGGCGUUUAGGAUGCUGGUUGCGUACGCCAGGAAGCCGAUCAAGGGAGCUUCGGCGGGCGGGUUGAUCUAAUCUUUCCUCUUCCCCGUUUCCUAUGAUUGAUAUCAUACCUCUUUUUUCUUUUCCCCUCAAAUCUCGUUUUCACCAGCGAACGAGCGCUCUUUCAACUAAUGGCUGUGGUGGCGGCGGAGUUUCUUCUUUUCUUUCACUUAUACCUUUCUAUGAUAUCGUACCUAUUUUCACCUUUACGUUUGUCCUUUUUCUGUCGCGGAGUUUCUUUUGGCCUUUAGUUUUUGCUUUUCAAGCUUUAUUUUUUAGCGGGACUGGUUUUCGGGUUCUUAUCCUCUAUUUUCUACGGCUUGGUUUUUGUGUGGGCAUGGGAUUUAUUUACAUGUAAUUUCCUUCUCCUUAUCCUUCGUCUCUACCAUACCCAUUUGGUCCGUUUUGUAUAGCACCCUCCUCCUCACUUUCACCCUCGAUCCAUGGAAACGACUGUAUGUACCGGAUACGACAUGUUAUGAUUUACGCUUUGACUUUUUUUUCCUUCUCUUUUUCUUCAUUUCCUCCUCUCUUCUAUAUCAUCUACUCGCCAAUUCCAGAAGUAUCCAGACAUGGUAGAUUUCCGGACACUUUUGGAAUUGACGAGGGAGGUAACCUUGUGCUUUCUUCGUCAUACAUGUAUUCUUUGGCAUAGUAAGUUAGUGUCGAGUGGUUAGGGUACACCAAUUUGUCUCUCUACUUGUCUGCAGUACCAAGGGUGUUACAAUAUGUAGUUUGUUGGCGGUGGGGUUGAAUUAAAUUAAAUUGCAAGUCCAAGAAGAAGAAGAAGAAGAAGAAGAAAGUCUCUCCUCCUCUAAUUUCUUGGAAAUAGUUAGUCCAUCCGAA
Molecule: messenger RNA, 6802 nt
Organism: Tuber melanosporum (Perigord truffle)
Lineage: Eukaryota; Fungi; Ascomycota; Pezizomycetes; Pezizales; Tuberaceae
Exons: 3
Coding region: 1217-5989 (1590 amino acids)
Source: RefSeq, a predicted model, not a curated record